Molecule: messenger RNA, 2581 nt
Organism: Sander lucioperca (pikeperch)
Lineage: Eukaryota; Metazoa; Chordata; Actinopteri; Perciformes; Percidae
Gene: pdk2a
Product: pyruvate dehydrogenase kinase 2a
Exons: 11
Coding region: 112-1344 (410 amino acids)
Biological process (GO): protein phosphorylation; regulation of glucose metabolic process
Cellular component (GO): mitochondrion
Molecular function (GO): pyruvate dehydrogenase (acetyl-transferring) kinase activity
Source: RefSeq, a predicted model, not a curated record
CGCCUCUUUUCCGCGGUCCCCUCCCCUAUUUUUAAUAACAGGGCUGUUGGAGACUACUAGCCUAGCUCCCGACGUUUUCGUUCACAAGACCAAGGACCCUCUACAGCAAGAAUGAAGUUCGUUAGGUUUAUAAUGAAAAACGCCGCCUUGGCCAGUGUGCCAAAACACAUCGAUCAUUUCUCUAAGUUUUCUCCUUCACCGCUCUCCAUGAAGCAAUUUCUUGAUUUCGGUUCCAUCAACGCCUGUGAGAAGACAUCUUUUGUUUUUCUGAGACAGGAGCUCCCUGUAAGACUUUCAAACAUUAUGAAGGAGAUUAACCUGUUGCCUGACAAACUGCUCACCACCCCAUCUGUGCAAACAGUGCAGAGCUGGUACAUCCAGAGUUUAAUGGAGAUCCUUGAAUUCCUAGACAAGAAUCCUGAUGACUACAAAGUCCUGGGAGAGUUUGUCGACGCAUUGGUUACCAUCAGAAACAGGCACAACGAUGUAGUGCCUACUAUGGCCGAGGGUAUCAUAGAAUACAAAGAGGUCUUCCCUCAGGACCUAAUGACCAACCAGAACAUCCAAUACUUUCUGGACCGCUUCUACAUGAGCCGCAUCUCUAUUCGCAUGCUCAUCAACCAGCACACUCUUAUUUUUGAUGGUACCCUCAACCCUGUCCACCCAAACACCAUUGGGAGCAUUGACCCUCACUGUCAAGUCGGAGAUGUAGUCCAGGAUGCCUUCAACAGUGCCAAGAUGCUAUGUGAACAGUACUACCUCCGCUCCCCAGAUCUGAUACUACAGGAGAUAUGCGUCAAGGAGAAGAAGAACUAUCCAAUAAGCAUCGAAUACGUGCCCUCUCACCUUUACCACAUGCUGUUUGAGCUCUUCAAGAAUGCCAUGAGAGCCACUAUUGAGACCCAUGACGACAGCAACAACCUUCCACCCAUUAAAGUCAUGGUGUCUCUUGGAGAUGAGGACAUGUCAAUCAAGGUGAGCGACAAGGGUGGCGGUGUCCCCUUUCGAAGGAUCGAGAACCUUUUCAGUUACAUGUACUCCACUGCUCCUGCUCCACACAUAGGAGAGCGCACACGGCCUCCACUGGCUGGCUUCGGCUACGGUCUGCCCAUUUCUCGCCUCUACGCCAAGUACUUCCAGGGAGACCUGCAGCUCUACUCCAUGGAGGGCCACGGCACAGACGCUGUCAUCUACCUGAAGGCGCUGUCCACGGACUCCAUCGAGAGGUUGCCGGUGUACAACAAAACUGCUCUGAAGAACUACAAAGUGAGCCAAGAGGCCGACGACUGGUGCAUACCCAGUAAAGAGCCCCUAGAUCUGAGCAUCUAUAAGAUGCCCAAGUGAAAAUGUGUGCUUCAAGCCUACAGUACAUACCAUGAAGCCUUCAGUAUUUCUGUCUUCAUAGUCCCAUGUCAUCAUCUGUCAAGGCAGAUGUGGGUGCCAAACCUUUUUCUACUGAAAGGGUCAUCUCCAGACUAAAGCAUACAGAGUGCCCUCUUAUUGUUUAGUCUGGUUUUAGCAUGUUCAUGUUGCUCUCAGACCCUGUUGUCCUAUUUGGGUUCUCGUAGGAAAAAAAAAACAGCUACUAGCUGAGUACCUCUUACACUUCGGAGAUGCAGCUCCAAUGUUGCAUCACGUGCAGGUGGAGACAGAGGCAGCACCCAGCAUGUUAUCGGUGUGGUGUUAUGACAAAAAAUUGUUAUGGGAAUAUGAGUGGACCCAAUGCAAAGUAACAGGAAGGUUUAAAUAGUCCAGCUUAAGACCCUAAACGUGCAGUAAAGUAAUUACAGCAGGCGUUUGAGGAGCGACAUAUGGAGGUAUUCAGUUGAACAGGGAGAGACCUGUUGUUGAACAAUUGGAAGAGAUCCUCCUGUAGGAAAUGUCACCCAAGCCUUAUUGUAGCAACUUCACCCAAAGGCUCCUUUUAUUGAAAUGCUUGAAAGAUUCUUAAAUAUUACUAAUAUUGAACCUUGUUAAAAUUGUAAGUACUGUAUUACAGUUGAUUUUGAACAAAUGUAUGACUUUUAAGUUCACUCAACUUAAAAGUCAUACAUUUGUUGUGCUUUCUGAUAUUUGAUUUUGAUGUUUCAGCACUUAAGGUAUUCACGUUGACUGGUAAGAUAGUGUUAUCUUAACAUCAGUUCUUUUGGACCAGGCUGAAUGUAAUCUGCUCUCUUCUUCUGUGCAUUCAUUUGUAUUAAUGGCAGAGGCAGAGAGUAUUACAUAGGGACCAUAGUUCUCUCUGGUAUACCAGGUUUCACAGCCACCAGAAGAUUCGUCAUGCUUUUGUUUUGGAGGUUUGAUGCUUUUAGCUGAGUUCAAUAGAGGCUUGUGUUAUUAAAGCCCAGAAGGCAGUGCAUGCCAUGUUUGAGUUCUCUACAGUCUCAGAUUGGUUAUUACACUGUGCCAUAUGAGGAAAGAGUGCCCAUGACCAUAUGUGUUUUCUUUUGUAUCACAUUGAUAUUAACCAUGCAGUAAGUUAAAGGUUAUUUUUAUAGCUACGCUUGUUGCGACUGAAAUGUUUGUACAAAGUGUGAAUACAAUAUAAUUAAUAAUAAUAAAGAACAUCUUAAGUACAAAA